Messenger RNA from Porites lobata, 17879 nucleotides. The record is from the annotation of a GenBank genome assembly. Lineage: Eukaryota; Metazoa; Cnidaria; Anthozoa; Scleractinia; Poritidae.
GUUAUCCCAAAACUUGGCGAAUUCGUGCUCUGAAUGCGUUCCUUUGUUUGCACUUCGUUGGCGGCGAAGUAAAAGGGUCAACUUGAAGGUGAGUCCUUUCAACGGACAAGAAACAACUCGCCUGAAGACGUAGCAGAUCCACUACCCACGAAGAAUUUAGAGUAAUACCAAGCGGUUCUUCUUAUAAUUCGAAAAGACGGGUAGGAAGUGGUUUAAGGUGGUUUUGCGUCCACUGAAUCUGGAGUAAUUUAUAAACUGAAGUUAACCUGAGCGCCGUCCAUUAUCGGCAGGCCAUUGUUCGGAGAACCGUAUUUUGUUCGUGGCCGUUUACGCUUUGGCAUGAGAACAAUCACUUUAAAAACGAAAGGGGUUCGUGGAUCUGCCUUAGAGGUUAGUGUUUGGGGAGACUGACAAAGACAUUUUCAUUCACAAAGGUUUUUUUUCGUUUUAAUUUUCAGUGACAUUACCGCAAAGCGAAAAUCAUUGCGGAACGAACGCUGUCGUGUUCGAUGUCGCCAUUUUAACGACUCUUGGUGUGGUCGCAGUGCUUCGUAUUGCUGGAUGAAAAAAUCGUUGGCCUCGUCUGGCUUCAAAACAAACGGAUUUUGUACGUGAACGAAGGCAAGUUCUUCUUUAAGACAGGUAAUCGCAUUCUUGCGGGCUAGGACCUCACUCAUACGGUUCUCAAAGUUACUGAAGAUAAACGCAGCUUUCUUUACAACAGCAUUCCGCGGCAUCGCCAUUUACGGAAGAAUAAUUCAAAUUCCCAAGGACUUUGUGUUUAUAUUUUAAUCUCGAUGAAGAAUGUUCUGACACCAGAAACGAAUUAACCAUGAUAGUAAAUGUGAGAGAACUUAUCGACAAUCUUCGGGCGACUAAACCGCCAUAUGAAUGUCCUUUGUGUCAAAAGAUUUACAAGAGUUACAGUGGAAUUGAAUAUCAUCUGCGUGUUUUUAAACAUGAUGGCAUGGAAGCCACAGGAUCCACACCGACUUCUUCUAAAAGUAAGAAAGGAAAGGGUCGUGGAAGAAAAAGUGUUAAAAACAAAAAACCACCACCAUCGCCUCCAAAGGUAACCGUGCCACGAGAGACGCUAACAUACGCUCAAGCACAGAAAAUUGUUGAGGUCGAAAUCGAAGGUUUGCCUCAAAGAAUUCACAUAAACGAUCAACUGGAUAUUUUAGAUGAGGAUGAAACUACUAAUUCCACGCCGGAACCUCCACAAAAACCUGAGGAAACCUUUGCGUUUGAGACAAUGAUGAUCAAACCGCUCACCGAUACAAAGGGAAAUGACAACAAAACUUCUGAAACCGGCGAAAACAAAUCGAGUUUGCCGUUAGCGGAGUUUAGCGAAACUCAGGAACCAGGAUUUAGACUGCCAGAUGCACCUCCUAGGCCAAGCGCUUAUUUUCGAUUUAUCGAGCAGACCACUGAAGAAUUGGACGAAAUGGUCGAAUAUGACAUGGACGAAGAAGACUACGUGUGGCUGGACACCAUAAACGAAAAGCGGAAAAGUGAGGGAAUUGCGCCGGUUUCUCAAGAAGUGUUUGAAACUCUUAUGGAUCGACUUGAGAAAGAAUCAUUCUUCGAGAGCCAGACAAAUUGUGAUCCAAACCAGUACAUAGAUGAAGAUGCAGUGUGUUGUAUUUGUAACGACGGUGAAUGCCAAAAUAGUAACGCAAUCCUGUUUUGUGACAUGUGUAACUUGGCUGUGCAUCAGGAGUGUUAUGGAGUGCCAUAUAUUCCUGAGGGGCAGUGGCUGUGUCGACGCUGUCUGCAAUCUCCAUCAAGGGCAGUAGACUGCGUCUUGUGCCCAAACAAGACUGGUGCUUUUAAACAGACUGACACUGGGAAAUGGGCUCAUGUGGUAUGUGCGCUUUGGAUUCCAGAAGUCUGCUUUGCAAACACUGUAUUUUUGGAACCAAUUGACUCAAUUGAGAAUAUUCCUCAGGCAAGAUGGAAACUUACAUGUUAUAUAUGUAAGCGGCGACAUGGUGCGUGCAUCCAGUGUUUCAAAACAAACUGCUAUACAGCAUUUCAUGUUACUUGUGCACAGCAAGCUGGUUUGUACAUGAAAAUAGAACCUAUAAAAGGAGAAAAUGGCCAGCUUACGGUGCGCAAAACUGCUUUCUGUGAUGUUCACACACCCUCGGACUCUGAAGCUGGGAAAGAGGAGGAACAAAGCGAGGAUGAAGUGAAGGAGAAGGGUAAUGUCUCUAAGAGCAAGACCCCAAGCAAGACACCGGCCAAAGGACUCAGUAAGGCAGCAAAAUCAGCUAAAUCAAAACGAAGCAUCAAGAAAUUCAGAAAACUUUUGGCAGAGAAGAAAACAACUGGAGUGCCGAUUGUGAACAUUCCAUUUAUUCCAGCUCACAGGUAAGGCAUUGGUAGAAUGUUUGCAUGAAAGUCCGAUUUAACGUUGUUUUAUGCAACUUAAGUGGUUUUAUUAGAAAGCAGCUGUUAUUGUGUCUUCUGAAAGCCUGGACUUGUCAAAUUCUAGUUACAGGUGGCAUUUUUGACACCUUCAGUUGAUUGUUUUGGUCACUUUUCCUGAUUUAUGACAGUUUAAUUCUUUAUGCUUAAAGAAGACAGAACAGCAACCCUUGCACACCCAGAUCUCAUCAUGACUGGAUUAUUUGUCCCUCAGAUGUUAAAAUUCUGUAGAAGAAAACCUGUGGCAUUAACAUUUUGUGAAGCCUAGGGUGACCAUUGCAAAACAAAGUCAUUUUAACAGGACUGUCUAAACCAUUUCCACUUAAUUGCCAAUGUAAAUUGUCAUGGUACUGUACUUGAAAUGUGUUGAGACCUUUGAAUAACCACUUGGUGGGCUCUCAACACAAGUAACUAUUUUCAAAGACUUUGGAGAGAAAUUUUGAGAAGUUCACUUUCUUUGCUUAACACUGUCAACUACCAUGGGUGUUGAAUUGACAAAUAGUGUACUGGCCUUAAUCUGUUUAAUCUGCUAAUUCUUAAAUGACUAUAACUUUCAAGCAUUUGGCCUGUGUAGAAAUGUUGCACAGCAACUGAUUAUUUUAAAAAGGGCCAUGCAUGUAAUAAUGCUUGGUUAAAUUCAGAUUUAAUUUGAUUCACUUAUGGUGUAAUUGUUUUUGAUUGCAAAUUAGGAAAGGUAAUUUCUUUUGGUCUAUUAUCUAAGAAAACGAAAAGCAUAAGUUGUAGUGAUUUAAUUGUCAAUUUAGGAAAAAAUACCAGGUUAGCAUAUUUAAUUUAUCUGCUUCAUGUCUCUGAUUUUAAUUGUGAAGAGAUAAAUCAUUGUUUUAGCACCUGCAAAUUGUCUCUAAUUAUUGUUAAUGAACUUACACCUUAAUGUCCAGAUUUAUGUGUUAAAAUUUGGAGCAAUUCGAUUAUCAAAUUUGUAAACUGAUUAAUAUUGUAAAUGUGAUUGGUCUAACUAGAGAUGUUGCUUUAUUCUGAACUGAUCAGGUUCCUGAUCUGGUUGCAGCAGGUCAGGGAAAAAAAUUCUUCAAGGUCAGGGGGUCGUUACUUUGGGAACUUUAUGGUUGCCACUGGGGAGGAUGUGUUCUAAAAUAGGACAUCAUUUAGUGAGCAAACAAGCAGGCAUAAAUAAUUCAGUCAAGCAUACAAUAGUUGUAGGGCCAGAAAAAUGCUGUUGUUGCUGUUGUGUCUUGUAUAGUUCAAGGUUAAAAAAGUCAUUAUCAACAAAAACCUUAGAGAGUUUCCUCCCUCUAAUUUGUACUCUUCCUUGGAUUUAUACUGUCAGGUUUUUUUUUUUUGUACUCAGCUACAUUAUUUCAAAGGGCUAAACAACUUUCAUGAGCUUGUGACUGAACAAUUGGAACCUACUUUUUUUUACGCCUAUUAAACAUUUUUGUUUGAGAAGAGGUUCAGUUUAUGAUAAUUUAUUUAACUCCUUGAUCGUUUUCAUCAUCUGUGUAUGUCAUCUGCAACUGUUGUUCAAAUUUUAUUUCAUUUGUCCCAGAACUAGAGCUGUAAGUGUACUUUUUAUAAUUUUUUUUUCAAAAAAGAAAACAAACAGAAUACAUAAAAGUGUCAUCUGGCCUCUGUAAGAGGGAGUAGUUGUCAUCAAUUAUUGAUGACAACUACUCCCCUUUCAGAGGCCUUCCCUAACCACAUCUUUAUUAUCUAAAGUAUCCCUUUUUUAACAGGCUUAGUAAGAUUGUGGGUCGUGUAGCAAUGGCUCGUAAAGCACAGUUCAUCCAGAGCCUUCAGAGUUACUGGAUGCUUAAGCGCCAAUCAAGGAAUGGUGUCCCUCUGAUACGAAGACUCCAGGCAAGUCAUCAGAGCCAGAAAGCUGGUACUGAUGAGGUAAGAAAAGAACCUAAACUCUCUUCUUUGUAAAAGCUCUAAGCAUUCUUGGAAACAGGGCUGUGCCAGUGGCCAGUGUCCCUGGUGCCUUACUUUUGCUCUUGGAUGAGUAGGAAAUCUUAGCUUUUUUAUAGAAAUCCUUUGCUGGGCUCCCUGGGCCAGGUUGUUCAAAGCUGGGUUAAGAUUGUGACAAUAUUGGUUAACAUUGGUUAACAUUGAGAUAUUGUAAGUCGUGACGUAUUGGCCUCGCUUUCAUGGAUUAAAGAGUUGUUGUUGAACCGCCAUCUUGAAGUUGCUCAAUUCACUUCGUCUUCUUGUCCGGCUUAAUACACCGGUAAUAAUUGUUACAUGGUGGCAGCGGUAAACAAUGCCUACUGAUUCUGACAGUCAAGCUUCUGGACCGCAAGCUUCAGCUCCUGCUUUUCGUCGGCCACAAGUUUCUCCUCCGCAACCUCUAGAGAUCGAAGGCGAUCGGGCCGACAACUGGAAAAUCUGGAAACAACGAUGGGAAAAUUACUGUAUCAUCACGGGCUUAAACAACCAGCCAGAAGACUACAAGUGCGCCAUUUUACUGCAUAGCAUUGGAAUAGAAGCCAUGCGAAUUUUCAACGGCAUGAAAUUCUGCGAUGGCGAGGACCGUAACAAGAUGGCAGAUAUUCUAGUCAAGUACGAUCAGCAUUUUCUCGGUCAAACUCAGGAAUUCUUUGAACGUUUUCAGUUCAACCGUAGAGAUCAAGCUUCUGGUGAGUCCAUUGAUGAGUAUCUUUCAGUUCUGCGAAACAUGGCUAAAACUUGUGGUUUCUGUGACUGCAUGCGAGAUUUGUUGAUUAUGGACCGCCUGCUCUUAGGCAUCUCGGAUGACAAAACACGCGAAGAGCUACUCUCUACUCAUGAUUUGACUCUGAAUAAAGCUAUUGACAUCUGUCGAGGAAUGGAAGCUGCUUCUCUUCACAUGAAGGCCCUGAAGAAUGAAGAAAUUAAUAAGAUCAAGGAUAUAUCGAAGAAGACAAAGAAGUCAGGCCUAGAUAAACACCAGCAUAAAACCAAGAAACCUCCCCAUAGUGAUGAUCAGAAACCUGCAAAGAAGAAGUGUCUAUUCUGUCUUCAAAUUCAUGUGAUGAAAAAAGAAUUGUGCCCUGCCUGGGGAAAAACCUGUGCUGCCUGUGGUGAAAGAAAUCACUUCAAAGCGUCAAAGAAGUGUAAACACCAAGGUGUCAACUCGCUUGCUGAUGGUUACUCCUCUGAUUCAUCUGAAAGCAGCACUGGAACCAUUAGCACUGUAACAGCUUUUGAAGAUCAAGUUGUCAAUUCAGUAAACCCUGGCAACCAGCUUAUUUUCUGCGAAAUGGAAAUCAACAAAAGGCCUGUCAGAAUGCAAAUUGACUGUGGGGCUACAGUUUGUAUUCUUCCAAAGCACUACCUGGGGGAUCAGCACGCUAUUCGUCCUGAGAGGGUUCAUCUUCAGAUGUGGAACAAAACGUCUUUACCUGCCCUUGGCAAGUGUAAGGUCAAAGUCAAGAACCCCACCACUAAGAAGAAGUACAAGGUGGACUUUGUCAUUGUUGACAACCACUUCACACCUCUCCUCAGCAGUAUUGCUGCACAGAAGAUGAAUCUCUUGAGUGUCCAUUAUGACAAGUUUAAAGCAGUUAAUGUUGUCACCCAUGGUAGCCAAUACUUCAAACAGUUUCCUGAUGCCUUUAAAGACACCCUGGUACCCUACCUGGGAAGAAAGUUCACUUAACAACCAUUGAAGGUUCCACUCCUGUCGUCCGUUGUGCCCGCACUCUGCCUGAGUCUAGAAAACAAGUUGUCAGAGAUGAACUUCAGCGUUUAGUGGAUGCAGGAAUCAUUGUGCCUGUGGAUGAACCUACUGACUGGGUCAGUCAAAUGUCUGUUGCUGAAAAGAAAGCUGGAAUUGUAUCUGCAUUGACCCAAGACCUCUUAAUGAAGCACUGAAACGUGAACACUACAAGCUUCCCACUCUAGAAGAUGUUCUUCCAGACCUUACCAAGGCGAAAGUAUUCUCUGUUUGUGAUCUCAAGUCUGGGUACCUUCACUGUGAGCUCGAUCAUGCAUCAAGUUUGUUGACCACGUUUGCCACGCCUUUCGGACGCUAUCGGUGGCUACGUCUCCCAUUUGGUUUGAAAGUCAGCAGUGAAAUCUUCCAAAAACGACUACAUCAUGCUCUUGAAGGCCUUGAGGGAGUCCGCUGUAUUGCUGACGAUGUGAUUAUUUGGGGUCGAACAGAUGAAGAACACGAUGCACGUGUCUCUACCUUCCUCAAGUGCUGUGUCGAUAAGGGUAUCACCUUGAGCAAAGAGAAGUGUCGUUUUGGUCUCAACGAGAUCCCGUUCAUGGGCCACGUGUUGACCAGUGAUGGCCUCAAGCCAGACCCCUCCAAAGUUGAAGCAGUCCAAAACAUGGCACCUCCUCAAGACAAAGCAGCAGUGGAAAGACUAAGAGGAACUGUGAAUUACCUGUCUAAAUUUGUUCCAAACCUGUCUGAUGUGAUGCGUCCAAUCUAUGACCUAGCCCGCCCCACCUCUGAGUGGACGUGGGAUGCUCUGCACGAGAAAGCUUUUACAGAGAUGAAGCGCUUGCUGACACAAGCACCUGUACUAGCCUACUUUGAUCCAAGUAAAAGCCUAACGAUCCAAUGUGAUGCUAGUGGACAGGGGCUGGGAGCCGCCCUCCUUCAAGACGGCCAGCCACUAGCAUACGCCAGCCGGGCUUUGAGUGAAGCAGAAGCCAGAUAUGCCACCAUAGAGAAGGAGAUGCUCGCGAUUGUGUUUUCCCUAGAAAAAUGGCACCAGUACACGUUUGGUCGUCCUGUGGCUGUGUAUUCAGAUCAUAAACCACUUGCAAGCAUCGUGAAGAAGCCCCUGGACAGAGCUCCUAAGCGCUUACAGGGAAUGUUAAUGCGCGCCCUGGCAUAUGACAUCGAAGUUAGAUACCUAAAUGGUAAAGAAAUGUACCUAGCCGACACGCUCAGCAGAGCUCACCUGCCAAGAACCUCUGAUUGUGGACAAGAAGAGUUCGAGACCAUAAAUGCCCUCUCCUAUCUGAUCAUGCCUGAAGAGAAGAUUCAUGAGAUCCGCCAGCACACCAGUGACGAUACCUCUCUUCAACAGCUGAAACGCAUAAUACAAGAAGGUUGGCCAGCGGACGAGAAAUCACUACCACCCCUCGUUACCCCCUACUUCAGUGUCAGGGAUGAACUUGCAGUUACAGACGGCUUGAUAUUCGCGGCGAGCGACUUGUGAUACCUAAAGGAAUGCGAGCAGCAGUCAAGAAAGACAUCCAUAGCGGACACCAAGGAAUUGAAGCCUGCCUGCGCCGCGCAAGGGAACAUGUCUAUUGGCCAGGAAUGAACAAGGAAUUAAAAGCGUGGAUUCGCACCUGUGAGACAUGCAGAGAGAAUGAACUGACACCUUGCAAAGAGACGCUUAUGUCUCAUGAAAUCCCUGAAGGAGCAUGGGAGAAAAUUGGAGCAGACCUUUUCACUUAUCAUGACAAAGAGUACCUCGUCACUGUCUGCUACAAGUCUAACUUCUGGGAGUUGGAUCCACUCACCAACACCAAGUCAUCAACUGUGAUCAAAAAGUUGAAGUCACACCUGGCGCGGUAUGGUAUCCCCAGGCAACUGGUUACAGAUAAUGGUCCCCAGUUUACAUCCAGCGAAUUCAAGUCUUUUACAAAGAAAUGGGGCAUUGAACACACUACUACAUCACCGUACCACAGCAAAGCAAACGGAAAGGUUGAAUCGGCUGUGAAAACUGCGAAAAGAAUGUUACGCAAGACAUCAAAGUCAGGAGAAGACCAGUACCUGGCUCUACUCAAUAUCCGGAACACACCAACUCAAGGUGUUGCUAGUAGCCCAGCACAGCGUCUUCUGGGAAGAAGGACAAGAAGUCUGCUACCAUCCACAAGAUCACUCCUGGAACCCAGAAACCCACCAAAUCUCUAUGAGAUGGAACAACUCCAGUUAAACCAAAAGAGGCAGCAGUGUUAUUACAACCGGUUAGCCCAUGAUCUUCCAGCCCUGAAUGUUGGCGACACUGUCAGAAUGAAGCCAUUUGUGCUCGGCAAACAUGAUUGGGACAAGGGUAAAGUGACAAAGCGAUUAGAUGAGAGGUCCUACGAAAUCCAGUCACACGGGUCCACCUAUAGACGCAAUAGGCAGCACCUGGUCAAGAGCCCUCCUGUACCAGUACCAGAUACACUACCUGCACCAGAUCCACUACCUGGACCCCAACAGAGUCCAGAUACCGGAUUGCUAAACACACAAGCUGCGAACAGCCAGAAGGUCCACCUGGAAGCAAAGUCCACCAAGCAAUCAUCACCUGUGCGUACUCGCUCGGGACGUGUCAUCAAAGAGCCCGUUAGAUUCCAAGACUAUGUUAAGACUUAAUCGUUAUCAUUUUAUUUUUCUUCCGUAACAUCGAUUUCCAGGAACUGAGACUUUAGAACUGUAGUUCAGAAAAUAACACACUGCACUUUCAGUAUAUUCUUUGUUUAGUAAGUUUAGUUUUGCAGUAUCAUUGUUAAGUUUUCCAUUAUCCAAAAAAAAAAAAAGGGAAGGAUGUGACAAUAUUGGGUAACAUUGGUUAACAUUGAGAUAUUGUAAGUCGUGAUGUAUUGGCCUCGCUUUCAUGGAUUAAAGAGUUGUUGUUGAACCGCCAUCUUGAAGUUGCUCAAUUCACUUCGUCUUCUUGUCCGGCUUAAUACACCGGUAAUAAUUGUUACAAAGAUAACCCAGGGUUAGCGCAAAAUUUGAAUUCAGAUGUGAAGGCUUAAAAAUUAAAUUAUGUUUGUCAACAAGUUGAUGGUUGUUUGCUCUUAAAAAUAACAGAGAAAAUAGCUGAGAAAAUGUUUUUGAACAAAAGAAAACGAAAUCCAGGAUAAAUUUAACCCUGGGUUAAGCGCUGAUCGGCCUUCGAACAACUGAGCCCUGGAUUUCAUUGGUUCAGAGCCCUGGACUCCCCUCAAUUUUUCUUAGAGCAAAGUUUUUUGAAAGGCAUGCAAGGAAGGUACAGCUGUGUAUUGCAUGCAAAUUACAGGUAAGGAGAAAAGGGUAGCACCAACAAUUGGUUGAGCAAAGUUUGUUAUUUCCUUCAAGUUUGUCAACUAUUUUCCUUGAAACAAAAUCUCUUACAAGUUAUAUUAACAGAAAUUCUUUGUGGGCAAACACGGCAUUUUACCACAAAAGAAAAUUUUCUCUAAUGUUUGCAGCUUCUUUGAUUUCGUAAUAUUUGUUUUGUUUAUUUGGUUUUUUUUUUACACAUUUAAGAAGCAUCCUUUCAGUCGGGUUUAAAAUGGGUAUAGAAUUGUAUUGUAAGAGAAUGUGAGAAAGUGCUAGUUUUGUUAUUACCAUCAUUAUGACAUAAGUACUCUUAAUAAAAAAUAAUGGUAUUUGGGUAGUUAUAUAGGUGUACUUUUCUGGUUAUAUUCAAAUAUCUGUGAUUUGAGCAGUUUACUUAUUGUUUUUUUACAGUCUAGUGAGCGGUCACAAAGAAUCAAGGCAAUGAAAGAGCAACUACAUUUCUGGCAGCGUCUCCGUCAUGACCUAGAAAGAGCUCGACUGUUGGUGGAGUUGAUCAGAAAGAGGGAGAAGCUCAAGCGAGAACAGGCAAGCAUCUGUGUAAAAGAAAAUUUUUCAUUUCAUAUAUAAAACGCUACAUACAGAGCUGCAAGUAACAGUCAGUCAUCUGAUUUUCUGUUGAAAUCUUAACAGACAAAGUUUAAGCAAAGAUGUUUUUGAGUGAUACAUGUUAUGCAUCAACUUUUUCGUUUAUGAGAGUAAGUAAAGCAUGCAAAAAGUUAUUUGCAGCUCUGAGUAUUUCUGAAUUGUUUGUAGCAAUGUAAUGAAAUAAUAAUAUUUUUUGGAAAUAAGGACUGAUUUCUAAUCAUUAUUGUGUGUCUUCUUCAGGUAAAGGUAAAACAGCAUGUGGUUGAUCUGCAGUUGCAGCCACUGAACAUUGUGCUCAGGAAAACCCUUGACCUUCUGAUCACCAAGGAUCCAGGAGAAAUUUUUGCUGAACCUGUGGACACUGAGGAGGUAACAUGAUCAAAGACUUCUUUUACAUAAGUGACAGUUUUGGUCUAGUUGUUGGUCUAGUUGUCUGCAUUUAAGAAAUACCUCUCUCACCCUUUAAGCCCUAAUAUCCACUAACAAAUUCUCCAGACUGAUCUACAUACAUUCCCUAAAGAAUAAUUUGUAAAAGGAGCAGGAAAAUUUCUGUUAGUGACUGUUUCAUUAAUUCCCAUAAUCUUUUCUGUUGGUUAUGUAUUGGAAUUGUGAAAGAAAAUUGAGGUUGGUCAGUCGUAGCUUGAGUAAAGAAUGACAGUGGUUUUGUUAUGGGCUGGGGCCUGACAGAUUAGCUAGUUGCAAAAUGCUGUAUGUUUUCAUGUUACAUGAUUGCUUUAGACUCAUUCUUUCAAGCGUAUUUUUUUUUGCUGAUCUUCAUACAUUUUUACACAUGAAGGCAAUAGGAAACAGUGAAAACUGUCUGAUCUUGUCAUGACAUUAUUUUACUUGUUAAAAUGUUUAUAUUUACCUAGAUGUACAUGGAUUUAUUGUCAAGUCAUUCAUUAAUGGGUUGUAAUAUUAAUCAUUCUUUUAUUGUUAUUCUCAACAAUAGUUGAGGUCCCACUAGUACUUGACUUUGCUGUUACAGUGCUGUUUAGAGCAUGCACACAAGUUUACAACAUUGUAACAGUAGUGUCACUAUAGCUGUCGUCCCACUUGCUCAUUAACAGCAAUUUUGGAAAUAACAGCUUCACAACUUGCCAAGCAUCAAAUUGCUAUUUCGUGUGAAAAAGUAGACUAACAACAAGAUGCCUGAUCAACGCAUUCUUGCUGGUUAAUUUUAUAUUCUAAUUCUAAUACUUGUUGUAUGGUAGAUGACUUUAUAUGACCAUCUUGUGUUCAAUCGAUUUCUUCUCUGUUGAGGGAAUCAUUCUAGCACUGACUUUAAGGCUUCAAUGAACAUGAAGAAGUCAACACUGAAUUUAGGUUUAUUCCAGGCCAUGACACUGGUUAGAAGAAAUGCUUAGCACCAUGGUUCGCAGGGUUCUUUAGAGCAACUGCACAAAAAUUGUGCAGUGACUGUUACCACAAGGGUAAAUCUUUUUCAUACGAAUGACCUUAUCCCAAAAUGCGCUUGUCAUUUUAGGAAGCCAAGAUUGGUCCAUCUCAAGUGGAUUUAGAUAGACACCAGAUAGAUCGUACUUUUAGAGUUGUAAACUUCAUUGUUAGUUUACUUUGAUUUUGCCUCAUAACCUACCUGUAAGCAACAGACACUGACACUAAAACUGAAAAAGUACCCCAUCACACUUGACACAGCGUGACACAGUUGUUUAGUCUGCUUGUGGGACCUCAACCAAUAAUCUAAGUGCAUGUCAUAAUUACCUUAAAGCUGAUGAUAGAAAUUAACAAUAAAUUAAUUUUCCCAGGUUAAAUGUAAAAGUUUUUUUUACAGGUAACAGAUUACCUUGAGGUUAUUGAGGAGCCCAUGGAUUUCUCAACAAUGUCUAAGCGUAUUGAAGAAAACCACUACACGGCAAUGGAGCAGUUUGAACGUGAUUUUAACCUGAUCAUUGGUAAUUGCAUGACAUAUAAUGCUCCAGAUACUGUUUACUACCGGGCAGCACUGAAGCUAAGAGACCAGGGGCGUCCUAUUGUGCGUGCAGCCAGGAGGCAGGUGGAACGUGCAGGUAUAGACCCAGUUACAGGGCUACAUACGGAGGAACCACCAACUCUUGCUGACAGAGAACCUACCGAAGAAGGUGAGAUGCCUACAGCAACUUUAACCUACUCGCUACUGUGUUGAAAAACUUUAUCUGUUUUGUGAUUAGUAUCUGGCAAAGAGAAAAAUUCAAUACAUUGUUCAUUACAUUGUUUAUUAGUCAGCACCAUGAUGGCUUUUGAUCCUGGUGCCAAAAUUACAGCUUUUGAAGUUCAGGCAAUUAUGCGCUAAGACAUAUCACGAUACCCUGUGAUUGAAAAACUGACACUGCCCCCUCAAUUUUUUCUACCUCUCACCUGCUUUCUUUCACACCUUUUUUUGUCAUUUUAAAUAAAUAACAUUAUAAGUAAGUGUUUGAACUGGCUUGCAAGCAAUUUUGUGUCCUGAGUGGUGGUGGAUGUCAAUGAUGCUGAUUGUGUCUUUUUCUGUUUGUUCAAGACUUUAUCUUGACUGAACAGCAGAGAAAAGAAAUGACAUUAGAAGAACAGUUGAAAGAUUUGCAGGAAAAACUGGACAUGACUCAAGCCAUCAAACAUGGAGGUACAUUAACUGUUAGUGUUUUUUGGCCAUUUAAUUAUGUAGCUUGCAUUCAGAUGUAUCCUAUGAUCUGCUUUGGAACACAGACAGUUACAUGAAUUGUGCGGUAAAAUUUGAAGCCCUGGCUCACAUAAAAUACCGUAAAAUUCCCAAAAUAAGCUGCGGGCUUAUAUUUUUUAAAGCCCUUUUUGAGGGACUUAUAUUCAGAAGGGGCUUAACUAUGGAGGGAAAUUUGCGUUUCAAGAUCGAUUGGGCUAGCCUUAUAGUGGGAAGGAAAUUUACCGUUUUUGCUUUGUCUUACUUUGUAUUUGAAGGCAAUUUCCAAGUGCAAGCCCCCCCCCCCCCUUCCCGGGGAGGGGGGGGGGUGCUUAUAUUCGGAGGGGCAAUUUAAUGGAGGGUUUUUUGCGUUACAAGUUUGGGGGGCUUAUACAUGGAAGGGCUUAUUUUUGGAAUUUUAUGGUGUUCAAGAACUCUUGGUGGAAGAUAUGUUUGACAAGUUUGCUGUGCAUUCUUAUCCCAGAAUAGUGUUAAUUAAACACACCACGAGUGAUAGUCCUAUGUGUCUACUAAGCAUGUUAAAAUAUUCUAUUCUUUUCAUCUGAAAGGUGUAAGAGCUACUCGAGUUAGAAUGUUACGCAAAGAGAUCGCGCUUAUUAGAAGAAAACUAAACCAAGAAAAAAGACAACUUUCAGAAUCUAGUGGUAAGCAAAUUUCACUGUCAUAGGUAAUGUCUUAAUACCAACCUUUUUUUUAGCUGAAUGGUCAAGCUGUUCAUACACUGUACCUGUAAAUACAUUUGAAAUAUGUUGUUUGUGUGAAAAUGAUGUUUUUAAAAUGUCAAGUCAAGUCAACUUUAUUUAGGCAGGAUGGCCCUGUCAGCCAUUGGCUGGUAUCAAAAGGGGCCCUGCAUAAAUUACGACUACACAAUAAAAAUUUAAAAAUUAAACUGAAUCAACAGGUGGCUGUGGGAAAAAAUGAGUUUUUCCGUCUGGAAUAGAAUCCUAUGAUCUCCCAAAUGCGCUAUCACUGCCUAAGCUGAAGGAAACUCCAGCGAGCUACAAGACCAGGGCCAUAUAGCGAGGUUCAUGUGACAAACAUCCUGCCCUCUGCCAGGACUGGAAUUCGCUUCGUAGUUGUUUCCGGCAAACGCCUACCAUAAGUCAUUCAAUUUCUGUAUUAGACUUCGUUCAUUGCCCCUUUUUUGCGCAAAACUGAAUGAUCUUAUAGCGUGCUUUUUUGUUUUUUCAUUGUUCACGAUUUUGGCACCAUGAAAGAGCUACAUGUAGUGUUUUCCAAUUACAACCCAUUUUAUUUUAUUUAUUUGUUUAUUUAUUUUUAAACUGUCUUUGUAGUUGGUGGCGUGGAUGGGUCCAUCCUAAGCGAGUCUUGUCUGUCACCAGAAGAAAGUGAACAACCGCCCAAGAAGUUUCGACCCAUUGAUGAAAAUGAAACGCUAAAUGGUCCUAAUACAGCCAAGUCAUUAGACACUGAGGAUCAUCGCUUAUCAGGGGAGAGUCUGCUAAACAGCAGAGCUAUUGCUAACCCAAGCCCGGGCACUAGCAGGCGAAGCGGUAUCCUCUUUAACAAGGGAAGGUACAGAGCCAGACGUAAUCUAUCAGCAGGAGCCGACAAGUUCCCGCUGGACAUUUUAAAUACACCCAACCACGCGCUGAAAACGUCUGACUCCGAUCGAACGUUUGAUCAAGGUCACGUGAGCACGGAGGCGCACGUGACAGAGAAUCUUCGCACAGAUAGUCUAAGAGACGCUGAUGCUCAUGAAGAUGCAGUAUUCGAGGACAGGCAUCAGCCAGCACCUAAAGAGAACAACAAACCACAGAAGCGUCCUCGCGGGGACAGUUUAGGCACUAAUGAUACUUGUUGCGUGCCGAAGAAGACCUACAAAACAGAGCUGGGAAAGCUGAUUGAGGACGCUACGUUGCCUAUGUUCGAUACUCCCUCAGAUCGAAUGAAUAAUCAUUUCGCGUUUACCAAUGGCUUGCGGCAGCGUUCAUACCGUUCUUACACUAGUGGUUCCGAGUCAGAUAUCAGUGAUAUCAGAAUGAAUGGCACGCGCGCGUCUCGAGAACACUGCCGGAAGCUGUCUACGUUGUCGGAAGACGAACUCAGCACGACCGACACCGAGAACAGUUCGGCUGAGAAUCGGGCCAUUAACGGACCAGUGGACGGGAGGCGGCGGAAGAAAGCGGCGCCCAGACCUAGGAAAAUGACUUCGGAUUCAGACAUAGCGGAUCUGCCUCCCAUGCAGCCGUUGGAUUUGGUGUGGGCAAAAUGUCGGGGAUAUCCGUCUUACCCCGCCCUGGUAAGUUUCAGCUCUGUUUUUACUGAAAUUCGAAAUGAUCGAAACUAAACUUUGUUAGAAUAGAAAAUAACAGACUCCCUUAGAUUCAAGGAGAGGGCGACUUCGAGGACGAGAUUCGACUUAAAGUCGUUUUUGCGUAUUCCCAAAGCUCUUCGUGAAUUCGACGACUUGUUUCCUAAUAACCCGUAAGGGACACGAUUGGUGAGCGGCCUGCGUCACUUCGCAGAGAGAGGUUAACAUUAGGCUCGGCGUCUUCAGUGGUCUGCGCCACCUGGUCUGGGUGAUCGAAAGAGUUGAGUGUGUUUCUACUUUCCCGAGUGUUGCGACGUUUCCAAUGGAAGGGUUUGUUUGGGAAGUUAUUUGUGGCUUAUCGUCGACACUGUCGUUCCUGUGAAUACACUUGUCAUUUAUUGCCCAGUUAACUGCUCGGCGCCAUUUUCUUUGGUGCGAUCAAACGUCGCAUAUCUGAGUUCGCUAAAACACUGCGAACAUGUUUCUUUUGUGUCUGAGAUCGUCUAGGAUACGUGCGAUGUAGACAGCUGUCGAUCGUGUCGUACUGUACCGCAGACCGUGACGGAUCACAUCGAAAUCAAGCUUUAUAACCGUGUGUUUUAGUUAUUACUGUGCCACAUUCACAUUUAUGUGUGCAGGUCUUGUAUUAUUUAGUUGGUUUGUUUGUUUAGCUUUUUUUUUUAAAUCAUGAAUCAAAUAAAUUUCGAGGGGAAAGGCACGUCACACGGUCGAUAUGUGUGAUGUAUGAAUUCAAGUCCAGAUUCGUCCUUCUCCGCGUUUUGAUCUUUUCACAAUAAUGUUGAUUCCCGCUCGGACCUUUCAAACGAAAAGAUGCCGGUUAGUUUAGUCUAGUUAGCAUACAACAACAUAAAGGGAUAAAUUUUUUAAACCGCUGGAAUUAUUUACCUUUUUACUUGUUUACUAUAGAUUAUCAACCCGCGAACCAAGAAAGGCUUCAUUUACCGCGGCGUACCGAUUCCCGUUCCACCCGAGGAUGUGUUGAAGGAGCGAGCGUCCACUGAUGAACAUCUCUACCUUGUGCUGUUUUUCGACAACAGACGAACUUGGUAAGUUCCAACCACUUAAAGUAUAAAUUUCGCACAGUAAAAAUGAUAAGCUACGGUUUAAAAAUCAAAACAUAUUUUUGCCCUACUUAACUGUUACUCUCAUAAACUGUAUUAUCAAUUAAGCAGUGAUUUUAAGGAGAUGUGGAUCACUUUUGGCCCAGAGUGGUAUUAAACCAACGAUUCUUGUAAUUAGAAAUCGCAGUAUAAAGAUCGUCUUAUCGACAGAAAAAGAGACCUUUCACCCUGUUACACGUGUGUCAAUUACGAAGUAAAGGGUUACAGUCAAACCAGGUCAAGUGUACGCCUUAGAUUCUAUUAAAUGAAUUGAUUUUUUGGAAAAAUGCAUCUGUUUGUCGUUUCUGUACCUAGUGUUCCAAGUUGCCUCAAGCCUCUGUUUCAAAGCGAGGCUAAGUCAAAGCCAUUGACAUGAAAAUGAUUUUUUAUUCUCAUGCCAAUAAAACUCAUUUUCACAAGAAAGGUUGUGCACUUAGCCUCGUUUUGAAAGUGAAAACUUUUGAAACUCGGAAACAGCCUAUUCAAAUCUGCAUUCCUGCGUGCGAAAUGAGCAUUGAAUGUUUGAGUACAUUUUCUCAAUAUUCGGUCACAUUGGGUGAAAACUGUUAUGAACUUAACUUCCUAGCGUGUGCAUUUACUGCCCAUUAGUUUACGCAUGCAGAAAUGAAUCUGAAAAUAUCUUUAACUACCUUGUACUAACGGAUUCAUCUUUUACAUAAAUAAUGCAUUAAUAAAAUCCUGGCGGGUACGCUUGACCUUGCUUGACUGCAAAAUUGCCAAGGGAAAAGGAGGGAUUAUGGAAACCAGUUUCCCGUUGUGUAGUCAUCUUUUACCGUAAAAUACAAAGUCACUUUUUCACUGUGUUUAAUGUAACUUUUCUCCCUGUUUCGCUUUAGGCAAUGGCUACCCCGUCACAAACUCGAACCUUUGGGACAACAAGAAGAUCGAGACGAAAGCAAGUUGCAGGAAGGUCGAAAGACCUCCAUGAGGAAAUCCGUCAUGCAAGCUUACGAACGUGCCCUUGUUCACAGAAGCCAAGUGGAGAGGGGAGGCUCUCGGGAUUCCGACGACGAUGAUGAUGAAUACGACGACGACGCCGACGACGAUUCACGAACGAACGAAAAUGGCAACGAUGAGGAGGAGGAGGAAGAUAGUGAUAAUGAAGAUGACGACGAUGAUAAUGACGAACAUGAUGUGAUGGACGAAAAUGGAUUUGUAUAGAGCAGCAUUAGUCAUAAUUCGAAUUGAUUCUCUUUUCAAGGGUUUGCUCUUCAAAACUAUUAGACUUGUAUCGGACAAAACUCACUGAUACUGCAUAGGGUGGAGUUAGAAUGAUGUACAGUUUUUUGCGCUUGUUUCUAAUUUCACUGUUUUUCUACUGUGUGGUCUUAAAAAGGUCUAAAAUGUGCAGUCGUUGUUUCACUUUCAAAAUAAUUUUAAAAGAAAACUGCGUAAUCUCGUUCUACCUUCGUAAUUAUAAGAAGUAACGAUUAUCCGCAAUCUUUACAUUCUUUCUAAAGAGCGUUUUUCUCUUACCUUUCCGAUGUCAGAUCAGUUUGUAACGUUGAAAUAGGCCACAAAAAGGGUUUUGAUGAUAUUUUUUUUCACCAAGGUCAGGUAGUUAGAGCCAAGUUUCAGAAAAAAGUGUUUUUUAAAAAUGUUGAAUAUUACCUAUUAAUCUGUACAAUUUGUAUUUAAAUGUGUAAAUCUUAAUCCUCUGCUAUUUUUCCUCAAGAAGUGACUGUUUUUUAACAAAUCGAGUACCGACCGCCUGUGGAAAUGCGUUCUGUCUUGUGUGUUUCAAUACAUUCGUGUCUGUAUAUCUUGUAAAUUGUUACAUCCCAGGGACAAUAAACUCGUCAAUUAUGAGAC